ACCGACGCGUCACUGACCGUCGUAUUUUAUUUUAUUUUAUAAUUAUAAAACGACAAAGAAAAUUGUGAUAAGUGUGAUUUUUAUACAGAUCUUCGUGAUAAUAAUAGUGUUAAGAUUGUUAUGUUAUUGUUGCAUAGUGGAAACGAAACGAGCUUACCCUGCCUGCAGUGCGUGCCAAGAGCCCCAGAGUCCCAGCCAUUAGAUUGAGUGGAGUGUCCCCUGUGUCCAACCACACGUAGCCCUGUACGCAGCCAAAAUUCCGCGAGACACAACGGACACCUCCUCCAGCAUGGAUCUGGAGAAAGCCCCCAACCUCCACGAGGAAGACUCCAAAGUUACCCUCACUAUCAGACUGAUUAUGCAGGGGAAGGAAGUUGGCAGUAUCAUUGGGAAAAAAGGAGAGAUUGUUAAAAGAUUUAGAGAAGAGUCCGGAGCUAAAAUCAAUAUAUCUGAUGGAUCGUGCCCAGAACGAAUUGUUACAGUCACAGGCAAUACAAGUGCUAUAUUCAAGGCAUUUACACUCAUAUGCAAAAAAUUUGAAGAGUGGUGCUCUCAGUUCAAUGAAGGUGGCGGCGGUGGCUCUCGUGCUCCUAUCACUCUACGACUCAUUGUCCCAGCGUCGCAAUGCGGCUCGCUUAUUGGCAAAGGUGGCUCCAAAAUCAAAGAAAUCCGGGACGUGACUGGAGCUAACAUACAAGUUGCAAGUGAAAUGCUGCCAAACUCAACUGAAAGAGCGGUGACAAUAAGUGGUACUUGUGAUGCAAUCACACAGUGCAUUUAUCACAUUUGCUGUGUCAUGCUAGAGAGUCCGCCUAAAGGUGCGACGAUCCCAUACAGACCAAAGCCAAAUGUCGCGGGUCCCGUCAUCUUAGCUGGAGGUCAAGCUUACACCAUUCAAGGAAAUUACGCUGUACCAGCUCAAGAUGCGGUGUGUGCGCCCGUGUUCCCCCUGCUGGAAGUGAAGCCGCCCCUGGUGGGCGCUCUGCCGCCGCACCAUCUGCUGCCGCCGCCGCUGCACGAACACCACCUUAUGGGAGGAUUAGCAAAAUCGCCAUUGGCUGGCCUAGCAGCAUUAGGACUGGGUGGCUUAGGGCCAGCUAAUUCAGGCGGACUCAAUCCUGCAGCAGCCCUAGCUGCCCUGGCGGGUUCACAGCUUCGCAGUUCUAAUCAAGCGCGCAAUCAACCCGCAUCCAACCAGCAGUCACAUGAGAUGACCGUGCCCAACGAACUUAUUGGCUGCAUCAUUGGAAAGGGAGGCACAAAGAUUGCCGAGAUUCGCCAGAUUUCUGGCGCCAUGAUCCGGAUAUCGAACUGCGAGGAACGAGAAGGUGGCAGCACUGACCGAACUAUCACAAUCUCCGGCAACCCCGACUCCGUAGCGCUUGCUCAAUAUCUGAUCAAUAUGAGUGUGGAGCUACAGAAGGCGAAUCUGGAGGGUAGCACCUCGAGCGGCACCGGCGGUUCGUCAGCCGCCAGUCCUCUGGCAUCCGCCAUCCCCCUCGCGCAGCUGCUCAGCAAGACCGGGGCCCUGGGAGCGCUCAACUCGCUAUCCGCGCUGGGCGGACUAUCAGAUCUGCUCAGUGGCAGUAGCGGUUCUCAGCCGGUCCAGACCACCGGGGUCCACCGGAAUCAUAAGUCAUUUAACCAGCGCAGGCAGGACGACGACACGCCCACCAAAAGUUCCAAAGAGCGAAAUAAAUAUAACCCCUAUUAAAUACACCACGAUCGCCCGCCGGUCGUUCCAAUCACUUUGGCUUUGUACAGAAGAGACGAAUUCACCGCGAAUCAUAUCGCGCAAUUUGAUUGAUGCCGUAAUAGAACUUCAAAUAUCUUAAUCAUGGGCAUCAUAUGAGAAAAUGUGUUACUAUUUGGAUACAUCCAGGGGCUUGAUUUGCAGUUGCCAGUCACAAGCCGAGUUAUGGUUUACUACUACAUUUUUUAUACAUAGUUGUUAUUGAUAACAAUACUAUUUAUAUAUACAACAUAACUAAUAUACAAAUUUUAGAGGGAAUUUGAGUUUUAGAAACACAAAUUAUAAUGAUAAUGAAGUGAUAAAAUAGAAACUGAACUACUUCUUACCGCAUGCAUCGUAUGCGUAGUCUGGGGAGACAAGUACGAAAUGGUUCACAGGGAAUUCGCCCUUUUCUGGACAAGGUAUUUUGUACGAGCGUAAUGCGUGGCUCGCAUUUUAUUUGGACUGAAUUUAUCCAAAGAACUAGAACGACUGACGAGCUGGUUUCGCUAUUAGAUUUCGGUCGCUAUGAUAAAAUAUCAUACGAAUAGAAAAGAAAUCUUGCAAUCGAGACAGUUUUUUAUAAGAUAAUUUUCUAGUUUUUGUUAAGUGAACAGUAAAUUAUUUCUUGACUACCUUGGAACUAAAUCACUGAUAUAAUAAUUCUCUUAAUAUUUUUAAUGCUAUUAAAAUCAUGUACCAACUGGUAUCAUUAUUUCACGAUAUGCAUGUGUGUAUUUGCAUAUUCUCAUCGUAGGUACAAGGUAUAUACAGGGAUUAUAAUCAUUAACGAAAUGUUGACUUGGAUUAUGUAUAUAUUAUACUUAUACAUAGUCCGAAAUUUAUAGAUUUCACUUAAAAAUCUCACUUAAUUUAAUCAAGGUUUACGUUAAUGAUUAUUCUAGUAUACCUAAAAAAAGUAUCAAAUGUCUUAACAUUAAGAUAGUUUUAAUUUUAAAGCAAGCGUUUUAUAUUUUGGGAUAGUUUUUGUUAUUCUGACCUUUAUUUAAUUGGUUUACUGGAAAGUUUUGUUAUUUUUUCGUAAAUGUCUUGGUUAUUACUUUAAAUAUAUAAUUUAUUCACCAUUUUUUACUAUUACUAACAAAAGAACAUGAAAUCCAAUCGUACAUAAUAAUUUUGUCGAUGUCAACAUUUUAAAGUAAUGUGGUUUAUAUGUAUAUAAAUAUUGAUAAAUGGGCAAUGGAUUGUUGUUUGCUUGCAAUAUAUUUUUGUAGAGAAAUAUUUCAUUAGACAUGACUUAGAAAUAGGACACUUCAAAAGAGACUCAUGACGAAAUAAAAUCAAAUAUUUUCUGUUAUUUAAUUAUUUAACAGUAAUCAUUAAUCUUGAAGUACCUUUAGAAUAUUGUACAUGUAAACACUUUUUCAUUAUGUAUAAUAUAUAUUUAAAGAUAUAUAUAAAAGUACUUACUUAAUUUUAUUUAGUUGAUUUAAAGUAGUACUAAACAUAAAUGUUUAAAGCUAUAAUUUGGUGGUUAAAGUUGUACGACAAAAUUGUUAGUACGUUUAAUUAAAAAUUAGCUAAUAAAUAAAACAUUUGUUAUGUGAUGGAUAAAGACGACUAAAUUGUAAAAUAAAUACGACUAAUAACUAGGGAUCGUGACAAUAGUAGGAGAUACGUAGAAGCUUAAACGCUGUACAAUAUACAGAGUGCUUUGCGUUUAGAAUUCAUAUAAUGUAAAUUUACCGAUCAUAGAGUUAUUGAAUAAUUAUAAAUAUAAAAUUAUUUCAUUCUAUUUAAAUUAUGACGACGCUCAGUUAAUGGACUUCUUAUAUGGAAUAGAAAUUACAAAUAUAAUUAAUUAUAUAUAAAUGUGUGAGUAGAAAAUUACUAUAAUUUACUAUCAUAAAUUAAAUAUUUUUUUAAACUGGAAAUAUAACCAAGGUAGUUUUCAAGGGGAUUCAUUUCUAAUGUAUAAUGAUGUUUGAUUUUGAUAGUGGACUGCAAUAGUUAAUUUUCUAAACUUGGCCAGAUUUCCAGUCUGGUGAAAUGGCAGCGCGAUUCUGUGUAAUUUUCGCUGUUAUAAGAUGUCUAGGAAACAACACAUAUCAUCCUAAUCUUUACUGUACUUAUACAAUGACAAGCUUGACAGCACUGAAAAAAAUAACAGUUGAAUUAGUUACUAUAACCAAAUUUUUGGUAUAUAUAUAUAUUUUUAAUUGUAUUCCCAAAAUUGAGCUAAAUAAUGGUCAAAGUGUUUUAAUUUAGUAAUAUAUCUACCUUGUUCGUUUAGUAAUUUUCAAGUAAAUGGUAAUCAAUAUUUUGGUGUUUAUUACUAAUGUUUAGUAAUCACUUUUUCACUUAUUUAUUUCAGUGCAGGUCAAUUUUAUAGUACAAAAUUCUGUGUACUAGUGUAUCGAAUACUUUUUCACAUUUUUAGAUUUUUUUUAUAAUGAAUAAUCUUUCAUGAUCGGUACAUUUAUGUGCCUGUUAAAAUUGAAAUACAGGGUGUCUAAAGAAAACAUCAAGCUGUACUUCAGAUAAAGAUACAUACAAAUAUAUAUUUAUUUUUAUUAAGACUGCCAUGAAUGAACUAAAUUACAAUGUUUUUAGAUGGAUAUAAUAAUAUUCAUUUUCAUGUAUACACAACAUUAGCAUCCUUGACAUGGCAUUUCUUUAAUAAUUAUUAGUUCUUCAUAAAUUGGUAUAUCAUUCACAUUUUUGUUUCGGAUUAAAUCUAAAGUGUUCAAUGAAGUAUCGUUUGAUGAACAUUGACGGCUCUGUAUAUAUGUUUUAAAAAUGAAAUUAAUAUUAAAUUAGACUGUAAUGUCACAGACUUAUAUUAUGGUAAGUGAAAGUGUAGUGGUUACUUUAACCAAAACUUUGUUUCAUUCUAGAUACUAGCAAUUUUAAGAAUUAGCUCUUUUUUCAGUGUUUUAGAUUUUAUAAUUAAAUAUUUGACAAUGUUUUUAAUCACGUGCAAUGUUGAUGAGCAUGAAUUCGAGUGUUUGAUUAGAAUCUUCUCAUAUUUAGUGUGCUUUUAACAUUUAUAGCUUGACUAUAUAAGCUUAAAAAUGUCCUUCACAGUAUUUAAAAUAAACCUUUUUUAGAAAUGUAAAAGGAUUUCCAUGUUGACGAUAAUUUACAUAAAGUUCAUAUAUAAUCUACGAAUCUAAUCUAAAUAUUCGCUUUCAUGUUCUCAAUAAAAAUAGCACUCUUUGUAUAUUUGUGAUGCAUAGAAUUCACGGUAGAACUUAACUAGUUUGAAAAUUUUAUAAGGCAAAUUGAGGAUGUAAAGGCAAAGUUGUUGUAUUAGCAUAUUAGUUGUCAUAAUGUGUAGAAGUAGGACAUAUAAUAUAUUUGUUUAGAAUUUACUAUAUUUUAGCAUCAUUCUAAACAAAUAUAAAUUGUUAUUUUGUUGACAGAAAAUAAUAAACAAAAGUAUAAUUCGACAAUUUUUACAUUUUGUGGUGUCAUGCAAUUGUGAUAUAUAAAAUGUGUAAAAAGAUAUACAGUGGAACAACUCUACCAAUAUCUUUAAAAUGUUUUAUAUAAUAUGGCAGACUAUGUUCUCCGUCAUUGUAAAAUGAGCACCAUACUUAAGUAUUUGUAAGUAUUUGUUAUGUAACAUAAUACAACACUUUGCCUGUACAUACACAAAAUAGAUUAAUGCGAAUUUGAAAAUCGUGGUCCAAUACGUUUCUUGUAGUUAGUUCCAUUGGGAACAUAAUACUUAGGUAUUAUUUGGCUGCCAAUUGUCAUUUAUUUGUAAAAAAAAUCAUGUUAAUUCUAAGAUACAUUUUCUUAUCAUUUCAGGAAUUAUAUUACUCGCUAGAAACGUUAAGUAAAAGUGUAUUGUUUUAAAGUACAUAAUAAAAUAAUGAUGGUACAGAUUGUUUUUCAUU
Messenger RNA from Achroia grisella, 5598 nucleotides. It is a transcript of the gene mub, whose product is annotated as poly(rC)-binding protein 3. Gene Ontology annotation, biological process: regulation of RNA metabolic process; regulation of gene expression. The transcript has 12 exons. Bases 290 to 1714 code for a protein of 474 amino acids. NCBI's taxonomy places the organism in Eukaryota, Metazoa, Arthropoda, Insecta, Lepidoptera, Pyralidae. Gene Ontology annotation, molecular function: mRNA binding. The record is from RefSeq and is a predicted model, not a curated record. Gene Ontology annotation, cellular component: nucleus; cytoplasm.